GAUGCCCUUAUCUCUAUCGCUAACGAGGAUGAUCUCCAAAUCAUGCUAGAGGAACUCGAACGCCUUUCCGCCUUGCCUGAUCCUUCUCGCAUCCGGUUGUUCCUCUUCCCCGUCAAGCCCUGUCCGAUGGUUUGCACCGAGUCCAAUCUUUCAGAGUCAGAGCAACCAAUCAUGCACCGGCGAGAGGGAAACGAAGGCGUUCUUGGCUUGGUGCUGGCCGGUGCUGAGUUGACUCGGACUGAGUUGAGUCAGGUCCAGUCCAGCAGGAGCGAGUUGAAUCACCCGAAGACGGAGAGUUGGUUUGUCGAUGCAUUGAGAACUGCGAAAAUAGUGCAGAAGGGAGAGAAUGGGGUGGCAGGCUUCGGGGCUGAGGGUGGUGGGAGUGGCCAGGGUGAAGGGAACAGUCUCUGUGGGCAGGAAUCUAUUGUAUUGGAGACGAGUUCUUCUUUUGGGUCUACUUCGUCCACUGUUUCUUUCUCGAACUUGCCCCCAGUCAAGGGUCCUGGUGAGGAGAAUGGGCUGCAGUUCCAGGAUUGUAAACCCAAAUUGCCUUUACCAGAAUCAAUUGCAAGUGAUAGCAUUAGCAAUGCUACAAGUUACAUGUCUUGUGCUCAGACUGGAACUAGUCAUCAAGAAUCAGUUGUCCCAAUUGCUGCAAUGGAGAGUAAGAUAUCUGCUAACCCAUAUGAAUCAGACAGUAAAAUUCCUGAUCUUCCCUUUGGCAUCCAUUUACAUCCAUCAGUUCAAUUUUGUGGGUAUGCUGCAAAUCCACAAUUGAAUCUGCCUCAGCAACAAAAUGUGCAGAUUGUUCAUGCUAGUAGUCAUUAUGGUCCCCAAAACCCAACUGGUGUACUGCCAAUGACAUCUUAUAUUCCGGUGUAUCAUCCAGUCAUCCAGCAGCAACAGUCCCAUUAUCAAUCCAAUCAGCCUUGCCCACUGUACUAUUUGCCUGUUCCACAGUCUCAACAAUACAAUUACCCUGUGCAAUGUGGUCUGGUUCAUUCAUCAUUUGCCUCUGCUCAGCCUCAAAUGCAUUCAAAUGCUCCAGGAAUCCCUCCCCAGCUGGUUUUGAAGGAGGUUGGAGUCACACCUCCACCUGUACCUGAGUUAACCUCACAAGCACACAGAAAUGUCCCAACAGCAAACCAAAUAGUUCAUGUGAGUUAUAGGAAGACUGAACAGGAUCCUAUCCCUUCUCAAAUUCAUCACCAACCUCAAUCAUUUGCAGUUGCUAGUGGUGAGUCAACAAAUUACAACAAUGAACCUGAUGAUGACCCUGCUCGCAUCCUAAUAUACAAAUCUCAGCCUCCACCACCAACAUCGCCCUCUCAUUAUCAAACCAUGAACAAAGUCCCUACAGCACUCUUAUCUGAGCCCUUGGCACAGUUGCAUACCAAUGACGUUAAGCAACAGAUCAGAACAUUGGAACCAUAAUGAGUCUAUGACAAAAGGGGAACAAUUUUGGUAAUGGUGUCUCAGUAACUUUGAUCUUUCUGUCUGUUUGUUAUUGAAAGAGAUAGCUUGGUCUUCCUGGUUUACCCUUAUUUGCUUUCUUAUGUGUUAGCUUGAAUGUUGUUAACAAUUCCAAUUGGUUUUCUUUCUUUCUUUUAUCUUGUUUAUCCUUUGCUUUGAAUGUGCUUGAGAUGAUACCGUAGAAGCUCAAUAAAUUUGUUCUCUGCUUGUUUGAAGCGUCAGUGCUUCAGUUAAUGUAAGUUAAUGUAAUGUUAAAUGCCAUGUUUAUCAAUGCAUAAGUUUUGUUUAUUACUAGUAAACUUUUCUCCUCUAC
Rubroshorea leprosula is the source of this 1786-nucleotide messenger RNA. The record is from the annotation of a GenBank genome assembly. NCBI's taxonomy places the organism in Eukaryota, Viridiplantae, Streptophyta, Magnoliopsida, Malvales, Dipterocarpaceae.